AUGAUUGCACAUGAAUCCAUUUCAUCUGCGGCGGUGUCGAUUUCAUCGGGUAAUUCUACGUCACCGCCAAAUAACGACUCUUCUAAAGACUCGGAAGAUAAGCAAAAACAGAAGGAAGAAGAUAAACCUACCAGCAAAUCGGAAACGAAUCCACUGAUGGAGGCAACCUCACGUGCUUCUUGGAUGUACUUUUUCAAAAAUGUUGCAAAUAAGCAAACUGUUGAAAAAGGAACCGAAAAGAAAAUGAUCACAGAUGGAUCAGAGCAACAAGGCACCACAAUAACGACGACAAGUGUAAACGAUCAAAAAAUUAUAGUUGCAGACUCAUCUUCAAUUUCCUCAUUAGACAAGAAAACAGAAACCGUAGUGACCACAACUACGCCAACUCCUCCAUCACCAAACCUACAAAUCAAACCAGUGCCACGAAACAAAAUUCUUCCGUCAUUCGAAGAAUUUUCACGAUUCCGAUCAAACAAAAAACCCAAUGCAUUUAUCCAACAAACAUUACACACCAUCAACUCAUACUUCUUCCCGCCUGACAAAGCCCCAGAAAGCGGUCUCCCCAAAAUUCUGGACGAAUUAACGCGUUCAUCAAUUGACGUGAAGAAAAUAGCGAUUAUCGGUGUACACGGAUGGUUCCCGACAAAGUUUGUACGAUCGCUUGUCGGUGAGCCGACCGGUACUUCACCGAAAUUCUGUGAUAUGAUGGGAAAAGCUGUUGUCGGAUACCUGGCUCGUCAUGGUAUUAAUCUUCCAGAUGACGCAGUUACAUUAAUACCAUUGGAAGGAGAAGGAAAGAUCGAUACGCGAGUUGAUAUCCUAUUCACAAAUCUGUUAGUGAAUCAAUCAUGGUGUGCUGCUUUGGCUGCCGCGGAUGUGAUUUUUGUUGCAACACAUUCUCAGGGCACGCCUGUUAGUACAAUGCUUCUCUCUCGUCUUAUCAGCUUAAAUCAUAUACACCCGAGACGACAACGCAUCUGUUUGUUGGCGAUGGCUGGAAUAUCACAUGGUCCUUUUCCGUAUUUGAAAAGCACUUGGGUGGUGAAAUAUUUUGAGUCGGAUCCUGCACGGGAGUUAUUUGAGUUUAUGAAUUCGGAUAGUCUCGUCGGGAAGAAAUACCGUGAGGCACUGCGUAUUAUCACUGCACAUGGUGUCAAAGUUGUGUAUGUCGCGUCGAUGGAUGAUCAAGUUGUACCGCUCUAUUCAGCCGUAUUCACUGGCGUCAGUCAUCCAUCGAUACUUCGUGCAGUGUACAUCGAUGGUCCUAUCUACCGAGACAACGACUUUCUCACCAACCUGAUUGUCUUUGCUGUUCGACUACGUAAUGCUGGCAUUCACGAUCACGACCUUUUGGUGCACUUGAGUGAAGUGGUUGCCGGUUCGUUGACUGGUGAAGGACAUUCGGCUUUAUAUGAAGAAAUUGAUGUCUACACUUUAGCAGUUCGUUACCUCUUUGAAUCAAUAACUCCAACCAACGGUAUCACCGUACGCCAAAAAACAUUCCAAGCACAAAAAAGCUAUAACCCAUACUACCUCCCGUGGGCGAUGCGCGGAAUCCUCGACGACAAAUACGUCGGCAAUUCCGAGUGCUUUACACGCGAGCUUUAUCGACUGAGGAAACAGUAUGACGAGUGGGAACCCAUUUCCAGGACGAUGAAGGAUAUAAAGUUUCGGUUGGAACCGUUGCGUGAGGCAGUAAGUCGGUCUAAAUUAUGA
This is a messenger RNA of Ambispora gerdemannii, 1716 nucleotides long. NCBI's taxonomy places the organism in Eukaryota, Fungi, Glomeromycota, Glomeromycetes, Archaeosporales, Ambisporaceae. The record is from the annotation of a GenBank genome assembly.